AUGUCAAAUUUUUGUAACCAAUUAUCAACAUAUUCAAUUGGACGUAAAGUUGGUGUUCAAGCAAAAUCAUCGGAAAGUGGACGAAGAACAGUAGCAAAAGCUUUGAAAUAUAAUAUCUUCGAUCCACAUAAAGGGCAACAAACGGCUAAACAAGAACAAGUUAGUUUAGGUGCACAAUUAGCUGAAGGAGAACUUAAUUUUGGUGUUGCUCAUAUUUAUGCAAAAACAAUCGCUCGUGUAACAGGUGGAAUAAAAGUACAAGUUGAUCGUGAUCAAGCAUCACCAUAUGCUGCUAUGUUAGCUGUACAAGAUGUUGCUGAACGUUGUCGUGGAUUACGUAUAACUGCAUUACAUGUACGACUUCGUGCAACUGAGCCAACACUUGAUUGUCAUAUUGUUGAUGAAGGGGAGUUAGAAGUACAUUUUGGUUAA
Molecule: messenger RNA, 432 nt
Organism: Rotaria sordida
Lineage: Eukaryota; Metazoa; Rotifera; Eurotatoria; Philodinida; Philodinidae
Source: the annotation of a GenBank genome assembly